AUGUCGUUGGUGAAGUGCAAUAAGUGUAAUAUUGUUAUAGACGAAUUGUUAGCUUAUGUGCAGAAUAAGCUGUCUAUUAUUGACGAAGACAGUUUGAUGCGAAUAUGUGUUUCGGCUUUCAAGAGCGAAGAAAUUAAACGAUCGAAACAGCUGUUAUUUGAAUCGCUCCCAACGGAAAAGAGGAUGAUAACUCGUAAAAACGCAGGAAAAGAAAACAGAGACCUUGCUGAUAUAAUUUCGCUUCUUAAAGGAACAAACUCUGAAUUAGUACCGAUAUUUGUGGCCCGUAGUUUGGAAAAAUUACCUCCUCUUACGUUCGAUCACUUGGAUGUCACGAAAUUGCUAAAGGACUUGGUGCUUAUGCAGACGGAGAUAAGGGACAUAAAAGAAAAAUAUGCUACAAAAGAUCAACUUAAGGACGAAAUUUUAAGGCUGACACCUAUAGCACCUACACCUGACCCGUUAUCAGUGCCCAGUCGUUUUCGUAGUUUUAUUAAUGUAAACACAAAGCGAGGCGGUUAUGUGGACAGCGGACCGACCGGACUUUCUCAACUAGACACAACUACAAAUUACAAUACUAGCUAUAAUAAAAUAAGUGCUUCAUCUCCUAAGCAAAAUAGUGAAGAAUCGGUCAUGGAGUACCCGCUGAGUAGCAACGACCGCGGUGACGUCACCUUCACAGCUGAGCGAUAUCGGUCGAGCGACGGCGCCGGAUCAGCCGAUGCCUAUAAUAAAUGCAAGUACAACAAAUAA
Messenger RNA from Cydia strobilella, 753 nucleotides. RefSeq lists its product as uncharacterized. Lineage: Eukaryota; Metazoa; Arthropoda; Insecta; Lepidoptera; Tortricidae. The record is from RefSeq and is a predicted model, not a curated record. The transcript is spliced from 2 exons. The coding region runs from base 1 to 753 and encodes 250 amino acids.